Gekko japonicus is the source of this 1364-nucleotide messenger RNA. Its product is annotated as noggin-2-like. The record is from RefSeq and is a predicted model, not a curated record. Bases 213 to 860 code for a protein of 215 amino acids. Gene Ontology annotation, biological process: osteoblast differentiation; dorsal/ventral pattern formation; negative regulation of cell differentiation. The transcript has a single exon. Lineage: Eukaryota; Metazoa; Chordata; Lepidosauria; Squamata; Gekkonidae.
GGAGCGCCGAAGGGGACCUCACAUGCGUCUGUCACAUAACCCCUUGGCGAUCUAUUUAAAGCGAGAGGCCUUGUUGGACUUUGUCUCAGCCUAUUUAUGAAUCCCUUGGACUUGGCAAGUCGGGCUGCGGAGUAUUAACUCGGGAGCUUUGGAACAAUCGGCAAAGCAAGUCCGGUGCCAGUGGACAGAGCUCGGCUGGGCCCAGGGAGAGCAUGAGGGCCUCCCAGGCACUCCUGCUCUGCUCUUCCUUGGCGGUGCUGCUCCAGCCCAGCUCCUGCCAGCCCUACCUCCGGCUCAGGCCCUCCCCUAGCGACAAUCUGCCCAUCAAGGACAUUAUCGAGCAUCCGGACCCGGAGUAUGACCCCAAGGAGCAAGAUCUGGACGACCGGACUUUGCGGAAGAAGCUGGGGAGCAAUUUCGACCCUGCGUUCAUGUCCGUGGCCGCCCCGGUCCAGGUGAAUCUCUCCAGCCCUGACCCGCUGCACAGGGUCAAGGCGCCGGGACCCUUGCCCAAUGAGCUGAAAAAGCUGGAGCUGGGCGAGACACCCUAUGGGGCCAGACUCAAGAUGGGCAAGAAGGCGCGGAGGAAGUUCCUGCAGUGGCUGUGGGCGUACACCUACUGUCCGGUGCUGUACACCUGGAAGGACUUGGGCAUCCGGUUCUGGCCUCGUUACAUCAAGGAAGGGAACUGUUUCUCAGAGAAGUCUUGCUCCUUCCCUGAGGGCAUGUACUGUAAGCCGGUCAAAUCGGUCACCAAGACCUUCUUGAGAUGGUACUGCCAAGGGUGGUCGAGGCAAAAAUAUUGCACUUGGAUCCCCGUGCAGUACCCAGUUAUUUCAGAGUGCAAAUGUUCCUGUUAGCCCUCCCUGUUUGGGGUGCUCUGUGCGUAUGUUCUGUCUGUUUACGUGUGGCUCAGCUCCUGGGGUGACUUCUGCUGGAAACCACUCGGUGCCUUGGGAUGGGGUGGAGCAGGCCCAGUUCUUCAAACCACACACGCGGCCCCAUCGAUGUGGCUUAGGAUCCGGCCGGUGUCGGUGAUGGAUAUGGCAGGUGACAGACAUCUUGCAACCUUGAGGGAUUGGAUCAUCCGGUCAAGAACUGGGUGGUCUUGUGGCACACCUCGCACUCCCUACACACAAAAACAUGGACACGCAUUCACAAGAGACGUUGCUUAUUCGCUUCUCUGUCCUCUGUUUUUUUUCCCCCAGCAGCCCCUUGCACUGUUUUUUUAAAAAAUAAUUAUUUUAUUUUAUUUGAAAUGGGAAAAACAAAACCCGAAAAGGAACUGCAGUGCAGGCCAGAGAAAAAGCUAAGCACUAUGAGAUGUUUAUUUUUAUACAUAUAUAUCAUUCUAACAAAAAAAA